AAACACCAUUACAUGGACUGACAAUGGCUGCUCUUUGGAGGUGUGGCAAGGUCACGGUCAAAGAAUGAGAGAGUUUGGCCGAGAAAUAUCGCUGGAGAUCUCAGGCCAAACGUUAUAAAGAAGGAGAAGACAAAUAUUCUCUGAAAAUGAAUUAUGCAAGAUUCUUGAAUGCCACCAGCCUGGCAAGAAAGCCAUCUCCAAUUAGAGUUCUUACCAGCAUUGUGCUUCAGUCUCCCCCCUCCCUCAUCUCCAUGGCCGGCGGUAUGCCCAACGCUGAACUGUUUCCUAUAAAGGAGGCUUCAAUAACUCUCAGUGAUGGGUCAAAAAUCAACUUAAACAAUGCCCUGCUGAAGAAAGGCUUACAGUACUCAGCCACACCAGGCCUACCUGAGAUGCUGAAAUGGCUGAAGGGCAUACAGCAGAAGGUUCACAACCCACCGACACUUGGCAUCGCUGACGACAACAAACAGCUGGACUUCCUCGUCACGAGUGGGAGCCAGGAUGGACUGUGUAAGGUGUUCGAGGCAUUUGUGAGUCCCGGGGACAACGUCCUGAUGGAGAAACCUGCGUACCCUGGCACCCUGGCUAUAGUCCGACCACUGAGAGCAAACAUCUUAGGUGUCGAGUCAGACAAAGAUGGCAUUCUUCCGGAGAGUCUUCGAAACUGUCUGUCUAAAUGGUCUCCAUCGGAUGCCCAGGACCCAGCCAGUGACAUCCCGAAAGUAUUAUACUGUAUUCCCAACGGAGGCAACCCAACAGGUAGUGGGCUGACGCUGGACAGGAAGCGGGAGAUCUACAGCAUCGCCCAGGAAUAUGAUCUCGUCAUCAUGGAGGAUGAUCCAUACUUUUAUCUUCAGUUUGCCAAGCCUUACAUCCCAAGUUUCCUGUCCAUGGAUGUUGAUGGUCGGGUAAUGAGAUUUGACUCCCUCUCCAAACUUCUGUCUUCAGGUGUCCGAGUGGGCUUCUUGAGCGGGCCUAAGAUGCUUGUCAACAGAAUAGCUCUACACAUGCAGGUGUCAGUGGUCCAUGUUAGUGGCAUGUCACAGGCUCUCCUGGUACCGAUUUUGGAAACUAUGGGCUAUGAUGGUUUCUUGAAGCAUGCCCAAAAUGUGGCCGACUUUUAUGAGAAGAAGAGGGACAUGUGUCUCACUGCUGCUGAAAAACAUCUCAAAGGUCUAGCUGAGUGGUCUGUUCCGUCCGGUGGGAUGUUUCUGUGGCUCAAGUUGCCAGGUAUCCGUGACACGUUCAAGAUGAUCACAGAGAAGGCGAGGGAGAAGGAAGUUCUGUUUGUGCCUGGGAACGCCUUCAUGCCGGACGACACGGCACCAUGUCAGUAUGUACGUGCGUCAUACUCAUUGGUGUCACCAGAUGAUAUGGACAAGGCUUUCGAGAGACUGGCAGCCUUGAUUCGGGAAGAGCAGUCCUAACUCACCGUGAUCUCACAGAAUCGUGGAAAAGUCAAGUAUUAUUAUUCAGAGCUUGUCAUUUGGUUCUUGACAUAUACUUGUUUACAUGGAUACAAGGUAACUGGUAUCAAUCACCUACAUCGGGAACAUGAAAGAAAAUUGCCUAUUUUUCCACAACAAACUUGAUCAGUAUGGUGUUGAAAAUUGUGAACGUUCAUUUUAAUCAUAAAAUGGAUUUUGUUGUUGAAUUUUUUGAAGAUAUAUGGUACUUAGUUCUUUAAUUUGGUGUUUGAUUUCUGUAAAACUUUUGUAACAUGAAGCAAUUAUCAAGCAAAAUAGUGAGUGAGUGAGUGAGUAUGGUUUUACGCCGCUUUUAGCAAUAUUCCAGCAAUAUCACGGCGGGGGACACCAGAAAUGGGCUUCACACAUUGUACCCAUGUCGGGAAUCGAACCCGGGUCUUCAGCGUGACGAGUGAACACUUUAACCACUAGGCUACCCGACCGCCCCUCAAAAUGGCAGUUAAUAGUGCUCUCUACUUUAUUCGUCCUCUUCAGAGUUAAUAUUUUACCAGACUGUUUUAUGGACUGUCAAAAAUAUAUCUCUUAAUUCACUUUCCUUUUUCAAAAUAUUGUUUUCAGUACCAGUGUCAAAACCAUUAUAUAAUUGUGAUUUAGUUUGGAUUACAAUUUACACAAUGCAAACAAAACAGAACAGGGUACACAACUGUCCAAUCUAUAAGAUUGUUAGAAAGAUGAUUUUCUACCUCUUUUUAUAUGCUGCGAUCUUUAGACGUACAUAUUUUUUAUUAGAAACAUCAUUGAGUGUAAAUGUGAUAAUUAAUUUAGUACACCUAUACACAUAAUACAGGUAGACUUUGAAAGUUGAGUCAUUCUAAACAUUGACAUGAGUGAAAGGGACUUCAACUUGUAUCCAGUCAUACCAAAAUCAGUACUGCCCCAUUUGCAUGUCAAACUGUUGUGCCUUCACAAAUUCAUCAGAUCCCCAUUCUAGUCACAGCAGAUUUUUGUAAUGGCCAUGCCACACUGACAGCAGCGAUGUUAGCAAGAGUGUUACAAAGGUGUCACUUGCUGGAAAAGAGCUUACACAUAUAUUGGGAAAAGGGGACCACUCUGCUACAUGUAUUGGGAAAGGGGGAACGACUCUGCUACAUGGAUUGGGCAAGGGGAACAACUCUGCUACAUGGAUUGGGCAAGGGGGAACGACUCUGCUACAUGAAUUGGGCAAGGGGGAACGACUCUGCUACAUGGAUUGGGCAAGGGGGAACGCCUCUGCUGCAUGGAUUGGGCGAGGGGGAACGACUCUGCUACAUGGAUUAGGCAAGGGGGAACGACUCUGCCACAUGGAUUGAGAAAGGGGGCUUCUCUCCUACAUAUAUUGGGAGGGAAAGGGGCAUGUAUACUGCUGCCCAGGAGGUCUAGCAGGGAUAAAGGGCAUUGGUCAGUAAGAAGCUGCUCCAAAACAUUGGAGGUGAAUUUGUUUGUUUUGGUUUUCAAGGUUUACAAAGUUCCUGAAAACGUCAGUGAACUUACAUUUUUGUGAUCACACACUGUAGUGUGUAGCUAUUUUUUUCAUAUACAUACUGUUUACUCAGAUUGUGAUAAGCUGUGCUUUGUAUACUUCAUUUGUUAAUGUGACUCAAAUAUUCAGAUCUGCAAUAAAUGAGUACAAUUUU
Molecule: messenger RNA, 3100 nt
Organism: Haliotis rufescens (red abalone)
Lineage: Eukaryota; Metazoa; Mollusca; Gastropoda; Lepetellida; Haliotidae
Product: kynurenine/alpha-aminoadipate aminotransferase, mitochondrial-like
Exons: 12
Coding region: 147-1427 (426 amino acids)
Biological process (GO): biosynthetic process
Molecular function (GO): pyridoxal phosphate binding; L-kynurenine:2-oxoglutarate transaminase activity
Source: RefSeq, a predicted model, not a curated record